Molecule: messenger RNA, 144 nt
Organism: Ambispora gerdemannii
Lineage: Eukaryota; Fungi; Glomeromycota; Glomeromycetes; Archaeosporales; Ambisporaceae
Source: the annotation of a GenBank genome assembly
AUGACUUAUGAGGAAGUUAAGGAUUUAGUCUACGAAUUGAAAUAUUACGAGAAUCAUGAUUCUGAGGAUGAAGAAAUUAGUGAUAGUUCAACCUUUGAAGGAAAACUCGAGGAACUUCCAAAUACAAUCGAAAUAGUUCCCUGA